Molecule: messenger RNA, 3855 nt
Organism: Ceratosolen solmsi marchali
Lineage: Eukaryota; Metazoa; Arthropoda; Insecta; Hymenoptera; Agaonidae
Exons: 15
Coding region: 43-3663 (1206 amino acids)
Molecular function (GO): nucleic acid binding
Source: RefSeq, a predicted model, not a curated record
AGCAUAGUAAAAUAAUUGGGUAAAAUGUUAAAGUAGCAUGCAAUGUACGCUAUAUUUAGGAUACAGAAAGUAAGCGAUGUUUCCUGUAUGGUGAUGCGUGAAGAUAGAAUGCCAUCGCUUCCCGGGUCCAGGCAAUCAAGUCUCUGCGUUAAAAACUUGAAUUUCUCUGAUUCGGAUAUGUUUAAAACUAAUUGCAACAAUCAAUUUCAUCGUUCUACCUCUGGCACCACUAUUUCAUCUUUUAACGACCAAAACGACAUAGAAACUAAAAAUAAUCGCAAUAGAACAAAUUCAAAAGUAAAACUAUUGGUUCGAAGUCAUGCCAUGAAAGAAUCCACAUCUCCACCGCGCAAAGCUCAGAACGAUUCGGUAUCUUCGAUACAAAAUCGACUACUGAUGGAUAAUGAAACUGCUAAUAAUGUUACUUCUACAGUCUCUACUAUAUCGAACAUCAAAAAAUCAACUCUAAAAAAAUUUGUUUAUGGCAUUAAUUUGACGUCCAACAUCAGUAACAGUAACGAAAAUAAUAAACAACAGUCAUUAAAUAAUGAGGCAAUAUGUAAUAGUAAUUUUAGUGCCAGGUGUCAGUCACCCAAAAAAAUGAAGAAUUUACGUAUUAAUCGAAUAGCCCUACAUAAUGAUUCGUCUAGUUCUUUUCAAGCACAUCAGAAGACUAUUAGAUCUCCCAUAAGUAAUAAUAAGUCUGAAUGCCAAAAAUCACACCAAAAUAAUGUAAACACUAGUUUAACAUGCAAUAAUUGUGUUAAAAAUGAUCAACUUGGCAGGCUUGAUUUACUUCAAACUUCAAAAUCACCAUCAAAAAAUCAAAAUUCACAAAAACAUAUGCAGAACAAUAAAAAAAAUGAACAAUGCAGAUCAAAUAUAUUAAGUAUUUGUAACAACCAAGAUUCAAUAGAGUGUGGCAAUGUUUCUAAUAAUCGUUCCGACUCUAGAUACAAGCUUAAGAAUCAAAAUCCAUUUAAUCAAAAUAGCUAUGAGAGUGUUUCACCAUUGCUGUCAAGAGAUAAUAGUACAGAAUUAUAUACUGAUAGUACUGGUAUAGAUUUAGAACAAUUUAUUGCAGAUACUAUUAAUCGAAAUCAAAAAGAUCGAACUGUACUUUUAAAGAUUGAGAAAGAUUUAAUAGAUUUUGUAAAAGAUAAACAAAAAAUUUCUCAUAAAUUUCCAAAUAUGUCUUCAUACAAUAGAAUGCUAGUGCAUCGAGUGGCUGCAUAUUUUGGUAUGGAACAUAAUGUAGAUCAAUCUGGAUUAAGUGUAAUUGUUACAAGAACAAAAAAUAUGCGAAUUCCUGAAACACGUUUCAAAGAACAUAUUCACAAUGAUUUACUUCUUGUUGAAGAACCACGCAGAAGUAUUUUAAAAAGGGACUCUAAUUCAUUUGAGGAUAGUUUUAACUUUAAAUUUCAUGAUAGAACAUCAGGUGAAUUUUGUCGUCGCAGUAAAAGUUUUGAAGAGCGAGAAGAAGAAUAUGAAAGAGCUCGACGAAGAAUAUUUAAAGAGAGUAGCAGUGAAAAUGACGAAGUUACAUCUUGGCCUUACUGGUCAUCUUCAGAAAGUUCUGAAACUUCCAUAAAAUAUCGCUUGUUACACCCAUCUAAUCAUUCUAUUAGGCAAGCAAGAUUAUCUAAAGGAGAAGCUCUUGAUGGCAAACACUUAUUUCACUCCAAUAUUUUGCGACCAUCUGUUUCUAAAUCUUUUAGUUUUGGAGGUUAUACUAGAGGAGUACUGUCAAAGGAUAGUAGCAUUAUGUCUACACAUAGUACUGGUAGACAUCUAAUAAAACAAGAAUCCAGUACUAGUAUGUGUUCUCGCUUAAGUCCUUCAAAUAGUGAAUAUGAAUCUCAGAUUCAAAGAAGGGAAAUGACUAUACCUACCUCCCUGUCAUCAUCACCAGUUCCUAGUAACCUGUGUAAUCAAUUACAAAUUUCUAGUCAAGAUUUAGUCAUACCAGAAUCAAACAGUCAAACAGUUAUAUGGGUAAUAAGUAGUAUGUCUAGUGUACCACCAGGUAGCAUAAUAAUAAAUCCACAAACAAAUCAACCAUACAUGAAUCAAGAUGGCUCUUUAUAUCGAUUUGACCCAAACAAUCCACCAAAGUUUUUUAUAAAGAAAGCAGAAACUCGAGAUUUGAAUGCAUCACUGAAAAUUUGUGAACCAUCUGAAUCAUACAAAACAAUUUUGAAUAAUAAAAAUGAUUAUGGCAAAAGACAAGAAUUGCAAAUAUUGAAACAUAAUUAUAAAUCCUGUUUCAAUGCAACAAAAAAAGCAACUAUGACAACGCUAACUACAACAAUGGCAACAAAUACAACACAUUUAACAAGCUCUAUAACAUCUCCAAGUUUAGCAUUUAAGUCAUUGCCUUCAUUACCACAACCAUCACUUUUGUUCUAUGAACGUCAGCAUCAGUCAAAACUACACUCUCAGUUACACUUGCACCAACAUCAAUCUCAAGGUGCAGUUCAGCAACAGCAGUCUUUAAUCAGAGCUGUUACCAUUCAAUCAUGUAAUCGUGGUCAGGCUGUUCAACCUUAUGCACCAGAUGUGCCUAAAUCUGAACCAUACAGUCAGAGUAUCUACCAACAUAAUGUAACACAACAAACUGUAAUGAUGAAUCAACAUCCAAUGUAUGGAGUACCAUCUAUAUUAAAAAAUAGACAAGAAGACAUAUUCAAUCAAAAUCACCUUUAUACGAAUUAUACAUUACCUAUACAAUAUUCAUCUAGACCACAGUCUGCGGAUAUAACUGAAUUGUCAAAUUACUUUAUGGGAAUGAAUGUUUAUGAUCAAUGUGGUGCAGGUAAUAAUCACACAUUUACACAUCCAUAUACACAAUUGACUCCAAGAAUAAAUGAAACAUUAACAAGUUUUCAACCUAUGCAAUCUAAUUUUUGGCAAACAUCUACAAAUCAAAUUCUGCCACAACAAACCAUGUAUUUCGCACCUUCCCUAGGAAAUACAAUAUUUCUAAAUAAAAAUCAGAAUGAUAGACAAGUAUCUCAACAAAGACUUACAUCGAGUUAUUCUAUUAAUUUGCAAACAAUGCCUACAAUAAGUCAAUCAAAUGGUAAAAUUAUAGAUAUAAUAAAUUAUGUGAAUAGCUGUAGAGUUCCUUAUAAAUCCAUAUCAACUGUUUCACCUAAUUCAAAUGAAUAUUUGUGUCAGCCACCAAUUCAUACGGUUCCUGCUUACUAUCCAAGACAAUCUGUAAUUCAUCCAUCUUCUGUAAUUUACAGAGUAUCCACACCACCAAAUUCAAAUCAGCUCAUUAAAGGAGUUCAUACAUUGACUCCAACUAAUAAGUCUCUAACACCUGCAUAUGAACUUUAUGGAAUUAGAAGUGGAGACCAAAUCACUCAAACAAUGUCACAUUAUCCACUGCCAAUGUAUCAAGGUGUUCAUAUCAUACAAGAUAUGAGACUGAUACAUCCUGGAGUAUCAACUAAUACUAGAUUUCAAUGUACACCUGUACAAUCAUCAUUGGUUACUCAAGGCUGCUGCCCUAUAUCUUAUAAGCCAAUAUCUUGUUUAUCAAAUACAUCUAGUAAUAAAACAUCUCCUUUCUUAGAUGGAAAAUAUUUUAGAAACAGCAAAAGUGACAAUCACUCAUCAGAAUCAACUGUAAUACAAAAUGAAAUUAGAUAAGAAUGAAAGAAGUUACAUAAAAAGAGCAUAAUAUGAAUGAAUAUGUAACAUUUUUUUUAUAUGAUGUUAAAGAGUAUAAGUACAAAUUAACCAAUAAUUGUUAUUUGGCAAACAGAAAAUUUGAUGCGUUUCAUGAAAAUGGAUGGCAAUAAAAAUAAAAUGUUUUAAAUAUAAAUUUCAGCAUCAUUGAAG